Molecule: messenger RNA, 450 nt
Organism: Gadus chalcogrammus (walleye pollock)
Lineage: Eukaryota; Metazoa; Chordata; Actinopteri; Gadiformes; Gadidae
Product: vesicle-associated membrane protein 2-like
Exons: 4
Biological process (GO): vesicle-mediated transport; SNARE complex assembly; vesicle fusion
Cellular component (GO): SNARE complex; plasma membrane
Molecular function (GO): syntaxin binding; SNAP receptor activity
Source: RefSeq, a predicted model, not a curated record
CCAGAUGCCGGAGCCACAGGAGAGGGAGGGGCCCCGGGGGAGGGGGGGGCCGCGGCCCCCAACCUGACGAGCAACAGACGCCUUCAGCAGACCCAGGCCCAAGUGGACGAGGUGGUGGACAUCAUGCGUGUGAACGUGGACAAGGUGCUGGAGCGCGACCAGAAGCUGUCGGAGCUGGACGACCGGGCCGACGCCCUGCAGGCCGGGGCCUCCCAGUUCGAGAGCAGCGCCGCCAAACUGAAGAACAAGUACUGGUGGAAGAACCUCAAGAUGAUGAUCAUGAUGGCUGUGAUUGGGAUCAUCUGUGUGGGCGUGCUGUUCUUGUGGGCUCCGUCGGCGGGCUGCAGUCAGGGGCUUCUCCCUGGAGUGGGAGCCAGAGAAAGCCGUACCAACACCCGCCUGCAGGGGGCGCCAGAGAAGGGGCCGACAGAGCUGUCGACCUCCGACUAA